Messenger RNA from Colletotrichum truncatum, 1035 nucleotides. Its product is annotated as DNA repair protein. The record is from RefSeq and is a predicted model, not a curated record. NCBI's taxonomy places the organism in Eukaryota, Fungi, Ascomycota, Sordariomycetes, Glomerellales, Glomerellaceae.
AUGCCGCAGUCCCAAUUUGUACCUGCCCGAAACUCACGGCACCGUGUUGCAGUCAUAGCCCUAUUCCGCGCUCUCAUACGUGAGGGUCGCGGCAUAACACUACCCCAAGAUGUGUGCAGAAAAGGCAAGAGCCCCGUCUCCGAGCUCAUCAAGAGGGGCUUCAAGCGCAACAAGUCGGAGGUGAGCCCGCGGCUGGUCUUUGCUGCGUUGUCGGCGGGGUACAAGUUCCUCACCUUCUUCAAAAAUGCCCAAACCCAGGGCUCGAAUGAGCAUGACGAGAUUAUAACCUACCUCCGCGAGAAGAACGAAAUGAUUGCACGGGCCGAAGCGAACCGGCGACCCCAAUGGAAACCACGCGAGCUCAAACCCGACCAUAAACCCCUUCUCAAAAAGAUCUCGAAGCCCAACGAGCCGCCGGUGUACGUUUCGCCCAUAUUCCCGCGGCCAAGAGACAGUUUCGAGGGUCGCAGAAAGAUCCCGCACAUUGUCGCCUCGGCUUCGGGACACAUUUUCCUCCGGCACAAAGGCCCACAGCCGUACGCUGUUAGCAAUCUUCUUCGCAGGAAGCAGGCGCGGAAGGUGCGAUUUACGGCGCAUCUUCUCGACAUCGAGAACGAGAAUUGGGAAUUUGCGACCGAAGAGGACAAUUGGGAAAAGCUUGUGAAUCAAGCGUUGGGGAAGAAGCCUAGCAGGAAGCCACGGAUGGACCCAUGGGCUGCGAGCUAUGCCGAAAGUGUAAACGAGUCGUAUCGGAACUUGGUUAUCAGUAUGAACAGAUUCCGAGAGGAUGAGGUAGCGAAGGGAAGAGCGCUGAUCGAGGCUGUGAAGGGGGAGGAGAAGCUACUAGAGCAAGAAGUGCUGGAAGCGAAGCAGUACGGCGUAAGGAUUGUACCCACCGACUCGGAGAAGAUUCAGCCGUAUAUUGCAUAUCGGAAGGUCAGAAAGACGAGGAGGCAUGUCGGCUUUAGGAGACGCAAAGUAAAGCGGUGGCAGUCAAGAUUUAUCGGGUUGGAGCCUACUCCUAUCCGGGUGUGA